AAAUUUUGCUAUCACUGAGAGCAUCUCUGGUGGCAGGUUUAGAGGGCAGCAGCUCUCUCCUAGGAAUACCCUUGGCUUUUAGAAUGUGUAUUUUUUUUAUUUGCCUCUGACUCUUGAAGCUUGCCUGAUUCUUCACAGCAGAUGAGCAAAUACUCUUAGAAAGGCAGCAGGUCGAUGUUUUAAAGGAGCCAGCAUGGAAGAAAGCAGACAGGGCUAUGGCCUUGGGGAGGGCAAAAUUUUGUUAAUCUGGCUGGCUUCAUUUGUAGGGCUAGUUCUUUUGCCUUCAAUGUUCAGAGUGUCAUUGGGGAUUUCUCAUGUCUAUGUGAAAAUUGUAAUAAAAAUAUUGGAGGUAAGUUGAUAAUUACAUUUAAAAGGUAUAUGUUUUCAACAGGAUAUUUUUAAUUAAAAAAAAAAUCUGUUCAUGUGAAAUAGAUGCUACAAAAGCUAUCAGGAAGUUUUGAGGCUUUUGGAUGGAGGGUGUUGGGGUUUUUUUUAGGGGGGAAGGGGUGGUUUGUUUGUUUGAUUUUUUUGGUGGGAUUUUUCUUCCACUUUUGACUUACAUGAUGGUUUUUUUGAAUGAUAUCUUUAAUGAUAUUUAGUUAAAUGCUGGGAUAUUGUACAGUGUCAGGUUGAGGUUGUCUCAUGUUUAAGUAGAGAUUCCAUGGUAAGUUGUACAUAGUUCAAGCUAGUUACAAUACUUUACGUUAUAUUUUGGGAAAAUCAAAUAUAAAUAAAAUGAUGCAUUAGUUUAUGAGAAGUUAUAAAUAACAAAAAAUGUAUUUUAGAAGUAUGUAAGCUUAAUGGAUUUGGUUUGGUUGUUUCAGUUAUAUUGCAUAAAUGAGUACUGUUCUAGGUAAGAGUACAGACUGCACUUGUUUCAAUUCUAUUUCUAAACCUGUGUCAUCCAACAGUUACAACUUCUGCUCUGCAAGACCGGAGAAAUACAUGCCACCCUCUAAAAGUUCACUUCUCUAGAAGUGAAUAGGUCAUGACUAAGAUCCUGAUUCUGCUGAUAAUCAUGCAAGUUUCUUUUGGGUUUUAAUAAGCCAGGAUUCCAUGUUGUUUUUCAGAUCUGACUUUUUUAUGCCCAUUAAUGGCCAGAAGUAGGUGCUGUCAGUUCAUCACAUAUCACAUUGCCAUGUGACGUGUUUAAUAAUUAAUACUACAUCUCUCUUGCCCUGACAAUCCUCUAUAAUUUCUGUCUUAUUAGAAUUCCUCUGUCUCUUGUUUACUAGUGAUUAAGAACUCUUUGGCAGGGGCUGCCUUCAGCUGUUUAAACAUCAUUUAACUUAGUGGACCUGGCUGCAAUCUGUAGGUGUUACCAGUUGUUUUCAGAUAUUGGUAUCAAUGGGGUAUGACCAGCUACCAUGGCUCUAUGUAAUGUUGGCUUUUAUGCAUGAUACUUUAUUUUAUCAGCCAGUGGUAUGCUGAUAAAACUCUUACCAGUAUCUGAGUAAGAGGCUUGUGUCACUUCUGUAUGAAAUUGAUUUAAUGAGGCUCUCACAUCAAGCACAAGCCCUAAGUGUUCAUUCUGACAGCUUUGCUGCUGCAGUUGACAGAUAUUUAAAUGUUUUUGGUGUUUUUUUUUUUUCGUUCCCUACCUCCCCCCUCCUCCAUGCUUUUACCAUUUUCAAAGGAAAUUUGACACUUUGUGGAGCUGUUUUCUGUAGGAAGUCUUUCUCUUUGGAAUGUGCAUUAAAUGUUUGUAUUUGUAAUUGUCUAAAGUUUACAAGUACAAUAAUCUUGCCUUCAGAAUGUGUAGGAUUGAUUUAUCAGGAGAAAAAGUAGUAAGUCUUUAGUUCUGUGAUCAGGUGCAUCCUCUUCUGUAUAGUUUCCCAAUUCUGGAGCAGUUAAUAACAGAGCAUGACAUAGCAUACUACAGUUCAGGCUGAUUCUAUGUAGGCGUUUUGUGUUUUUGUUGUUCAGUUGAAAGUUGAUGCCUAACUGUCUUGAAAGCAAGAAAAAAAUGUUCUUUUUAAAAUCUGAUUUUAUAUUCUGAUUAAUUUCAGCAAUGUUCUGCUGAGGUAUGCAAAAAGCUUCUCUUUCCACAAGAGAAGCAAAGAUGCAUCUUGGUGGGAAACAGGGGAGAGCACUUUGUAGCACUUUGCUUGUGCUACAGCUCACUUUGCUCUGAGGAAGUGAGAGCAGUAUUGGGAAAUGCUGGGCUAAAGCCUUUGCUUAUAGUUUCUGGGCCUCUUCUGAAAGUCCUGGGGAUCAUACCAAGUAGGAUUGUGGAAAGUGCUAACUUGGCAUGCAGUUAGCUUUAAAGCAGACUUGCACACAGUUCAAGCCAUGAGCAAGUUGGCACUGAUAACCUAGUGAAAUGUCAACCUGUUUCUAGCUGUGAUGUUGUUUGUCUGAGCUCUUGCUAACAGGGUGAUGCAGAAAGACUAGUCUCUGUUAUUGUUGCUAGCUUGAGUGGGGAAAUAUGAUGCCUUUUCCAGUAGCUACUCCAAAAAUCCUUAGUCAUAUAUCAGCACGAUGCCAACAGUAUCCCAGCAAUAUCUGCAAUUUAGAAAGUGCAUAACAACUGAUUGGUAUUUUACAAGAAAUCCAACCUUGGAUGCUGACUGGAUUCUCCAUUGUUAUGCAUUUGACUUAGUCUGUUGUGUAGUCCAGCAAAAUGAAUAGAAAAUUUCUAAGAGCAAUCUAUAUUUGCUUCAUACAAUUUUAAAUGAAUACACAAAUGGAGAAAGAAGAAAAACAUGAUUUAUUUUCCUCCAAGUUUUCUCAAUUUGAGAAAAAGAAAAGAGUAGGUGUGCAAAUCAGGGGUUUUAAGAUUAAAUAAUAUUUUUUUUCAAAAUUGCAUUUGCAAAGAAAGGAUAUCUAUAGCCCUUACUGAAUUUGCUUGGAGCUCAGGUUUGUAAAGUCUGUUCAUAAACGAUGGGUAAUGUUGGCAUAUGAUGAUGUGCCUCUUUUUAAUUUCCAGCUUCACUGAAGUGUUUUAGCAAUGAGAAUAGUGGCUGGUAUAAAUGAGCAGGAUGGAAUUUAUGUACAGAAAUACUUGAAUUUGUCCUUUGCUUCUUUUCCAGCAAGGAAUCUAGAUAGGUGUUUGUUUGAAACAAAACAAAUCUUUUUUUCCAAAAACAAGGGGGAAAAUGAGGCUAGAGAGGACGGCUUGAUGCAAAAAAACCGUAGGUGCUUGAUCAUAGACGGUGAUUCUAGCUGGCACUAAAAACCCAUUGGCCUUUUGGUAAUUACCUCAAAAGAUGUUACAUGGAGUAAUUUCACCAGGGUAAACACUGUGCCUUUGUCACUCAUGAGAACAAAGCUAAGAAGGGGAUUGAAAAACCUGGUUUGGUCAGUGAUUAGAAAAAGGUUUUGCGAGGCCGCAGGAAAAGAGAGGUAGUAAAACAUGGAAAUGGAAGGAAAAAGAGAAAAAUGAAUUAUUAUGCAAUACAGAAAAAAGAAAAAAAGAAUACUGAACAACUCACUGAACUGUACUUAAAAGGAAAAAGGAGCAGAAAAACAGAAAUGAGAUUUAAGUAGUUAGCGUUUGAUAUUGUAUAGCUUAUAAUGUUAUGUACUAUGAAGAGAGUAAUUAAUAUAAUGUGGUAUUAUGCAUGCUGAUUUUGUUCAGAAGGUAAUUACAGGGAGACUUGCAUGGAUCGCUGGAGCUGAGGAGUGGAGUCUUCAGCAGUUCAGGUGGGAUCACUUGAAGGAUGUUUGGAUUUCUUGUGUUCUCAUCACUUGAGAAGUGGGUGGGAGGAAAGCACGGUAUCUGAGUUCUCAUUCACUCAGCAAACUUAGGAAUGAAGUUACUCCGUUCAGCUCUUCAGUUCUGUGUUAGUUACAACAUCUGUGGUUUUGUAAGCUAUUUAGAACAGCCUUUCAUUACAGUUUUGCAACAAAGACCAGACAGACAGUUCUGUCUCAAUACUGUACAAAACAAAAGCAAUCAAAAAGCCUUAUUUCAUAUUUCAAAAACAAAUUGAGCAUACAGAUGUCACAGGAUGCCGGAGAAGAUAGUAACUAUGCUGCUGUAUCAAUCCAAAUUUUGACCUAGUCCUGGCUUUGGGAGGAGACAGCUUAUGUGCUCGAUGAAAAGCCUAAGGGCUGCGUGAUUGUACAGUUGUAUUGCUAAGAAUACUCUCCCUGCUACCCAUUGCUUUGACCUCUCGUGGUGAUUCAUAAGUUAGGAGAAGUGACUUUGUGUUGCAUAUCCCGUGACAUUUUUGUCUGUACUUUAAUGUUCCUUGAACUCGUUUCAAUUGAUCUCUAGCAAUAUGUUCUGGGCAGUGGACUCCACAACUUCGCUGUCUGUUCCAUGAAAAGGUGUUACUUUUUUCCUGCUCAUACUCAUUGCCCAGUGCUUUCAUACCAUUCUCCCCAGUUCCUGUGUUAGAAGACAAAAUAUGUAACUGUAUCUUAUGUGCCUGCUCUGCACCUGCUGAAAUUUUGUAGCCGCUGUUUUCCAGGCUAACCUGUAACCAUUCCUCUACUGGAAGCCCUCCCUCACCUGCCUUCUCCUCUGCCUUUGUAGCCUUAGUUGCCUGUUUAGUUUCAGAGCGAUGCUUUAGUCCCACUAUUUCUCUCUGCUGCAAGGUAGGAUAUUAUGCUUUAUGAAUGACUUUUUUCAGUGUUCGUCAGUUUUGACUUAUCUUGCUCACUGAAUUAGUUAAUAUAUUUUUGCGAGUCACUUAGUGAUUGUACCCUUUUUCUACUUGGGAAUCAAAAGGUAGACUUCUUGAAGUAUUCAAAAGACAGCAAGGACAAACUGAUUUCUGGAGGUGCUUGCCAACUGGCAGAUGACUGGGCAAGAUAAGGGUGACAGACAAAAUACAAGAAAGCAGAAAGUAAGAAAAGGGGCUUUAUUUGCUGAGCUUUGGUGAUUUUUUUUUCAUUUUUUUUCUUGUCAUCCCUCAUACUUUCGGAUAUUGGGGGAGGGAUGAGGACCAGCAGUAGAAUAUGUACAGCUUAAAUUUUACACGUCUACUUUGAUUUUUUCACAAUGUUCUUGUUCAUGUGGUGUAUCUUCUUUCUUUUCUCAUUGCGUGGGCUGUAGUUUUUUGAUACCUCCUAGGUCCCCCCUCCUGAAUGACUCACGAUGUAUUAUCACAGCUUGAGAUAGUUGAUGUACCAGCUCAGCUUUCUUAGGGAGUAAGUGGUUCUGGAACAGCUACUACAUCUUACAUUUACACUGUAUUUUAAUGAAAUGUUCUAGUAUAGAUAAGGCAAAGAUCUGCAUUGAAUGGAGUUUAAUGUAUCACAUAACUUUCACUAUUUAUCUUUGUUACUGUUGUGUUUUUUUUUUUAAGAUGCUGGUAGCAGAAGUCAACCAAAGGUGAACUCAACAUCCUAAUUCUGCCACGAUAAACUGUCUCUGUCUUGUCAUGGAGUUAAACUUCAAUAGCUACAGAAGGAGCUGUUAGGAACCAUGCAAAACUUAAGCAUAGUAAAAAAAAACUAAUAAAAGUUAAUGGCACGUGCAGAUCUAUAGGUCUGGAAUGUGAUGAAAACCCUUAAUGGUCAAUCUGUAUGGUGGCUUAGAUGGUUAUGCCUGUAAGUAAGAUGAGAAAUGAACUGUUUACCAAGAGCUUACCCUGAGUAGAAGGAUGGACCUUGGUCCAUAGUAGGUGGACGAGUUAAUGCCAGGUGAGGACAUUUGCGGAGUGGGUCGUUGAUUCCUUAAAAAAUGAUCAGAGCCUACACAUAAGAACCUGAGGCUCUUUAUUAGGACAUAUGUAUUGAUAUAAAUUGAGGAAGAUCUACUACUGAAAGCUACUGAUGAUAUGCCAGUACAUGUAUAAUGAAAACAUUUUGUGCCAGCAUAAAACUUUAGAAGUAGGCAUAUUGGUAUGGUUGAUCUUGAGUUUAGUGGUAUUCUGCACAGGGAGAAGAAAUCUGCUUUUUUUUUCAAAAAGACAGGGAAGAUAAAAGCUCAUUACCACAACUACUCCUUUGGAAACACUGCAAAUGUGAAAUAGUCCCUCCUUUGUAUUCUGUUAAUACAAAUUGCAUGAAUGCACUAAGGCUGACAUCAUCUCUGUUAUUCUUUUAAAUCCAUUUUUAAGUCUUUUUUUUUUUUCCCCAGAAUGUUUCUCAUAUCAGUGACAUUAGUUUGCAUCAUUCUAUUGCUGAAGCUGACUGGAGAAGACAGAAUUUUGAACUCAUGAUUCUCAGAGAGCCUCAUAGAUAGCUCAGUAAUUUGGUCAAAGAAAAAUAAAAACUCCUGAAAAUAACUUUGAGCCAAAUGAUCUUUCAUGACAAUGACUACAGGUAAUCAAUGUAACAAAUGAAACAGGAGGCAUUCAAGACAGUCUUCAGGCUGAAUUUGAAAACUGAAAAUCCGAGUCCUGGCUUCAGUAAAGGAGGCUCAGACAAUUCACGUAGAGAUGUUACCAGAGUACCUGGAAAUGACAAAAUGAAAACCAUCAACAUCUACUUUUCUUCUUUUGGGAACAGUGGGCAACCCUGCAGAUUGAGAAGGGAAUAAAAAUGCAGAAGGCGCUGGCACUUGAAAAUUUAAUCGCCAAUGGUAAGAUCUCUGAACAAAAGUGACACAGCACUGUUCAUCUGGUACAAAGGCAGCUACUCUGAUAUCUUACCAGGAAGGAGUGAACAGAUAUAUACAUUUUAUGUGAUGUUAAGUUGGAAAACUGGAAUGGUAAAUAAGGAGUUCAAUGAGAAAGUAGUUGCUGAUGUUGUAAACCAACAAAGGAGGCCUUAUGUGUCUAAUAAGAAAGAUGUCUGUGAAUGAUUGAGCCUUCUGAAUAAAAGGCAUUAAAGAAAGAUAUAGCUGAUAACCAUUAGGGAAGCUGUCUCUCUUUUCCUGUCUAUUUUGUACUUCUGACUCCAUCAAUUCUCUCUAUUUACAAGACUAGGAGUGACUAAUUUUUGCAGCUGACAUUGCUCGUUAUGGGUUUUCUCUUCUUUUACCUCCUAGCAUGCAAAACACUGAGUCUCAAGCAAAGCAGCUACGCUACCCUGUGGAUUGCAGACACCUCUUGCACUUUCUCUAGAUACAGGGACAGAAUUUGAGAGAGUAAAUUUUUUUUUUCACAUCUGUUUUUCCCUUUCUUCUUUCCCACAAAGGAACUGGCUACUGCCAUUCUUAGUCAUUAGUCACAUGGACUGGUUUAUUAGCUAAUGACCUUCAAGUCUGAUGAUUUCUUGGACAUUGAGAGUUUGACCAAUGCGCAGCUGGGAGAAGUUCUCUGAUUCUGAUCAGUUAAUGGGAUCGUCCAAAGAGAGGAAACCUCCAUGGAAAAGGAGAUUGCUGGCCAACAUAGGAGAUACUUCAGCCUUGCAGAUGUUAUGUACUUUGCCAAGAAGGGGUGUGAGGCAGUUGCGGAAGAUGAAGUCACGCAGCGGUUCACCUCUGAGGAGCUGUUGUCCUGGAAUCUCCUCAGCAGAACCAAUGCCAACUUUCACCGUGUCAGCUGGCAACUGACCACUGCGUGGGUCACUGGGAUCUUAAUCCGGUACUGUCUCCUGGUGCCUUUUCGCAUCUUCUUGGCUUUCUUCAGCAUCCUCUUGCUGGUCUCAGCAACUACGGUAGUAGGACAGUUUCCAAAUGGCAGGGUUAAACACUGGCUGAGUAACCAGGUUCAGCUGACAUGUGCUGCAUUAGGUGUCCGGUGUCUGAGUGGUCUUGUUCAAUUCCACAACAGGGAGAACAGACCCCAGCGAGGAGGCAUCUGUGUAGCAAACCACACAUCUCCACUAGAUGUUCUAAUCCUGGCUAGUGAUGGAUGCUAUUCCUUGGUUGGCCAGGUACAUGGAGGGCUUCUGGGACUUAUUCAGAAAUCUUGCAUGCAAACCACUCAGCAUGUUUUGUUUGAACGUUCAGAAAUGAAAGAUCGCCAUCUGGUGAGAAAAAGAAUCAGAGAACACAUUGCAGAUAAGGCCAAAUUACCCAUUUUAAUUUUUCCAGAAGGUACCUGCAUAAACAACACAUCAGUUAUGAUGUUUAAGAAGGGAAGCUUUGAAGUAGGAGGCACCAUCCAUCCAGUCGCUAUCAAAUAUGACCCUCGCUUUGGAGAUGCGUUCUGGAACAGCACCAAGUAUUCCAUGAUGACCUAUAGUUUUAAUGUGUUGACCAGCUGGGCUAUUGUCUGUAAUGUGUGGUACCUGCCACCAAUGGUCAAAGAGGAAGAAGAAGAUGCUGUUCACUUUGCCAACAGAGUCAAGGCUGUCAUUGCUGCUCGGGGAGGAAUGUCUGUACUUCCUUGGGAUGGAGGACUGAAAAGAAAAAAAGUCAAAGAGUCUUUCAAGGAAGAGCAACAGAAAAAAUAUUGCCAGCUAGUGACAGAAAGUGGAUUUGUGGGAAGUGGAAAUGUUUAUUAAAUGUUAUUUAUUUUAUCUCAUUUUUUUUUGACUGGGCUUAUCCUUGUGGAAAAUGGGCUUUUUUAUAUUAAAACUCCCAUUCUUUCAUGCUGUCCCUGUCAGAUAUUUUGCAUGUGACACAGCAGAGAAACCAUGAAGGAAUUGUAUUUUAUUUUAAAUAAGGUUAUCAGUUUAAAAAUAGGAACAUUUAUGAGAUUCUUGUGAAAUUCGCUUCAAUGAUGAAUAUGAAGAAUCUGCAAUAAAAUUACUUAGGUUCAUUAAAAUACAUUUUUUAAAAAAAUCUUUGAGUUACUUAGACACUUAACUGUUAAUUUCUUAACUAUUAGCAAAACAUAUGUCUUCGCAACCUGUAUCAGCAUCCUGUUUUAGCCAUUUUCCUGUGAGCUUCAGGCACUGUGUUGUUGUAGAGAUACACUUGCUCUAUGAGAAGACAUGGAACAGUUCACCAUAGUGUUUUCAGUAUUCCAAGAUGCAGAUGAAGUGUUGGAUGUCAGAGGGAACAAAGCACUUGCUGAUUUUGCUCUCCAUGUCACAUGAUGAGUGACUGUGAGGUAGGAUGUUUCCCACCGUCCCACUGACCAAUGGCAGAACAGCAGCCAUGGCAACAUGUCCCAGGUGGCUGCUUGUGUGACAUGGGGAUCAGUCAGUGAAAGCCAAGGACAGUGGUGUGGAAAAAUAUAUUUUAAAAUUUAUAUUUUGUCUUCUGAUUUUCCUAUAUCCCUUCCUGUGUCUGUCUGUACGCAUUGCACAAAUUAAAGAAAACCUAUGUCAUGGCUUCUGCUAUGCUGUGUUGUAAUUAUUGCUUCUUAAGUGAUACUUCUUAAAUCUCUUCAGUGUGCCAGAGUUUAAAAUCAGAGAUUUUUUUCUGCGUAGCAGAUAUCUUAUAGUCACUAACAGAGAUCAUAGCUCUAUGUCAAGGGUUAAGACGAGUGUUGGGUCUAUGGUUCCCGCAUUACCGUGUCACUUCAUCUUUCUCAGAGAUGGAAGGGGAGACAGAAUAGGGAAAAAGAAGGGGUAGAGAGGGAAAGAGAUGGUGAAAUCAGAACUGCUGGAACGUGAAUUUUCUUAUUUGGACUGUGCUUUUACAAGAUGAUAGGAGAUGAUGUCCCUCUCUACCUGUCAUGCAACGCUUCCCCAGUUCCCUAAAGGAGAAGAGCUGUUGGAUGUGUGAUCCUUGUUAUAGUUAUAACUCAUCUUGGAUGUCUGAAUCUUCAAGUAUCGCACCUCACUUCUUCACUUGUGGAAGGAGUGGGCACAGGUCUCUGCCAUCUUUUGGCUAUCUUAACAAGAAAAAGCUAAACACUUAGUCAAAGAGGUAAUUUUUUAUACAGAACAGUGACAUUUAAAGCAAACAGCGAACGCAGCAACUUCUCAAUGACAGCUGAGGUGUGAAUGCCAGCCUUCAAAUAGAGACUACUUGUCUUACCUUGCUUAGAAGAAAUGUUUCUUGUUUUUGGAGUUGCUUUUUUAAUCUACACUCCAUCUUCCCCUCUCCUUUCCCUCGAUAUUCUAUCCAUGUUCUGUAUUUCACUUGCAUCUGUCAGCAGUGACCUUUGGCAAACUCUUUUAGCUGUGGUUGUUUACUGCACUCGGAGUACCAGCAUUAUGGAGGACUUGGUUGUUUUCAAAAAGACCGUAGCUAAGCAUGUCUUCCUCCUCCAGCAGGAGGAUGUGGUGGCAGUAAAAAGAUCAUGUUCUCAGGAUAACUUGUGAGUGGAAAGAUGGUAAACUGCAACUUAUUAUUUCUUAUGUUCUUAUUUCUUAUGUCACAUCUGUGUUACGUGUCCUUUUUUAUUUGCGUAUUAUCUGCCAAUCUGCCAGAAACCAGGCUUUAAAUUACUUGAGGUCCUUUUUAAUUCCAUACCUAUUCAGGAGUAGAUGCAAUAGGGUCUUGUGGUUAACUGUGCCAAUAGAUAUAUCUAUAUCAAAGAGAGAUUUUUUUUUCAGUGGAUCAGGCACUCAAAAAAUGUCAUUAUAAGUUACUUUUUUUUAAUUGGUACAUGUAUAAGAUGCAUAAACAAGAUGUUUCAUUUACCUGAAGAACACUGCAUCUGUAUCUUCCUCAGAAGCCUAAAAUAGCAGCAGUAGAUGUGGAAAACUUCCUUUUGUUUGUCAUUUAAUAUACUUGCCUUUCAGCUCCUUCAUCAGUCAGCUUUGCAUUUGUAAUUAAUUUGAUGACUUAUUUUCUGAAUAAAAUAUGAUGGCCUUUUGACACAGCUAACCAGCUCUGCAUUGUAAAAUAUAGCCUUGCUUUAAAAUUUGGUGCUGCUAGUCAAGAAUUAAGUGAUGCUAACUGUUGCUGUGGCCCGAAUUUAUCUUAUUGAUGAAACUGAUACGAAUCGAUGUGGUCGUAGGUGUGCUCAUCCCGUACUUCUGAGAUGCCUGAAGUAGAGGGCCAUAUGCUGAAAAUAAAGGUAUGCCUCCAGCACUGGAGCUUGUGAAGAAGUCACCUGAAAGCAACUUCUCAGAUGCUCGUGUUACUAUUGCCAAAGUCUUUCUUUGGGGAAAGUAGAACUUGUGAAGAUGGUUUAUGCUUUCACAUUAUAUUAAAUGUACAGACUGAAAUGACUUGAGGGCUUGGCUCAUAUUUCUGGGUUUUAACCUCCAGACUAAGAAGAGAUUAUUGGGGUAUAAUCACUUUUAAUGUUGAAAGUAUGUUGUGCUGCUCUGCUAAUAGUGUCAAGUAACCUGAAGCUUCGUAACUUUAUAGUGAGUUUACAUGUAAUUGACUGUCAUUGCCCUAAUUUACCGUUUUUUUUAGACAGCUUGUCUAAGUUUCCUUGCCCUCCAAGAACGUAUGUGAAUCAAAUAUCAGAGGAGACCAGAAGUUUUGAGGUGUGACUUUGUUUUCUAUAAUUUGUUUGGCAAUACUAUGUAAAGGAUGCCUAAAUGCCUGCUGUGUAUUAUUAUUUCUCAGACAUUAGCAAUCUGGGUUAAUUAUAUCUAAGGAAACAUUACAGAUGACUAGAAGACAUAGCGAUAAGCAAUUUUAUGACCUCUUGGACUCUGAGAAUAACAUCAGAGUUUGGUAAAAAAAAACCCCUCGUAAUCCUUCACUGUAGUGUAUCUGCACAUGAAGACUGACCGCUGUAGCUACAGAAUUCUUACUCCUCUGUCUUCCAAAAGUCUCUUCUACAGCCAUGUUACCCUUAGGAACAUCUGCAGCGCUCUUCUCUCUGACUUCAGAUGACCUGCUCUAUGUUACUGGGAGAUGCCUCUCUCUUUCCUAACUACCCGAUCAAGUCACUGUAUGUAUUACAAGAAAUGUGCUUUAAAAGUAAUGUGAAUAGUGCCAUCUAGUUAGCACUGGAAAACUCUCCCCGUACACCUUUCUUAACGUUUCAUUAUGACAUGGAGAUGUUUGUUUCAUUUGUACUUGGAAAUUCAAUAUAAUGCUGAAGGCAUUAUAACAUGGAAGAUGUUUUGGACUUGUUUCUGCCAGUACUCCUUUCUUGGAACAGCAGUGAAAACAGCAGGGCAGCCUGCUCAGCUUUCCAGGUGUGUGUGAUUUGAGGCCUGAUUUUGAGUAGACCAGUGGAGUUAGGUCACAGAUUCAUCACAGAUGGAUGACAUCAUCUGUGGAUGACUUGCCUUUGGAAAUGCUUGUCCUGUGGUGAAAAACCCAUUUGUUCAUGUGUUUUCAAACACAUUCCCCAGCUUUGAAACAGAUUACGGAGAUGACCUGUGAAGGUUUCUUAGGAUCAUCUGGUUUUGGAGAAGUACUCUCAGGAGGUAGUAUAGAGACAGAGGCCUUCUUGGCUCUUUUCUUUUUCUUGUUCCUCUACGGGACCUUAGCUUUGUAUCCAUUUCUCCUCUCCCUUCCUCCUCCUUGAUUUACUAUUCUAUUUAACGAUGGAUUCUCAAUUAGUGUAGCAGACUCCUUUGUGAGCAGGGUUCAUUCUGAUCAAUUGUCAUCAAGGCUAGCAUUCGGUACAUCCAAUCAAUGCUGUUCUAUAUAAUGGCCAUGCUAUUGACUGAUUUCUAAUUUUACAGUAUGUUGAGCCCUGUUGAACUCUUUUAAUAUGAUAAUUGCUUUACUAAUCAGUAGUCAUGAUUUGUGUGCAGUUGAGGAUUAUUGACAUCAUUUGGUAUCCCUUGGCAUUUGUAUUUGGCUGUAAGGAAGAUGCAUGUGGCAGAACAUUCUAUGUACCAAUGGAUAUUAAAUGGAAUAAUUCUGAGGAGAAUGCUACAUCCUUGUAUACCGGAUUUUUUACAAACAGAAAAUGUAGAAAGGUAUUUUUUUCUUUAUAUAGGAAUAGUUACUAAAUACUACUUUUUAACAUAAUUUAGGCAGCUAUUAAACAAUGUAUUUUAUAAGAACAUCACAAGCAUUCAUUAGCCUAUGUAUUAAAUACUAGCUAUUAGUCUAUGUAUUAAAUACUGCUUAUGGAUUAUAUAAUAUAUAUAUUUUUAAAAUGUGCAUCGUAUAUGGCUAGGGUCAGUCUCCUUUACCCAUACAAUGUAUAACUUUACAAGAGAUUUGUGUAUGUACACACAUUUGAUAAAACUCUGUAUUCUAUUUCAAAUUAGCACUCUGUCAGUAUUUUUUCAUUUUAUUCCAUGAAAAGCACCUACAAUUGAUUAGAAAACUAUAUAUAUCUAUCAUGUAUAUAUCAUAAAUUUAUUAAAGGUCUCUAAAGCAUGAA
Molecule: messenger RNA, 12935 nt
Organism: Numida meleagris (helmeted guineafowl)
Lineage: Eukaryota; Metazoa; Chordata; Aves; Galliformes; Numididae
Product: glycerol-3-phosphate acyltransferase 3-like
Exons: 12
Coding region: 7204-8289 (361 amino acids)
Biological process (GO): triglyceride biosynthetic process
Cellular component (GO): endoplasmic reticulum
Molecular function (GO): glycerol-3-phosphate O-acyltransferase activity
Source: RefSeq, a predicted model, not a curated record